Zingiber officinale is the source of this 2131-nucleotide messenger RNA. RefSeq names its product cell division cycle 20.2, cofactor of APC complex-like. Gene Ontology annotation, molecular function: protein binding; anaphase-promoting complex binding; ubiquitin ligase activator activity. Gene Ontology annotation, cellular component: anaphase-promoting complex. Gene Ontology annotation, biological process: anaphase-promoting complex-dependent catabolic process; positive regulation of ubiquitin protein ligase activity; positive regulation of anaphase-promoting complex-dependent catabolic process. The transcript is spliced from 6 exons. Lineage: Eukaryota; Viridiplantae; Streptophyta; Magnoliopsida; Zingiberales; Zingiberaceae. Bases 314 to 1768 code for a protein of 484 amino acids. The record is from RefSeq and is a predicted model, not a curated record.
AUAUCUCAAACGCUGUUCAGGCUCUCUGCGCACAGCGAUCGCCCUGCGACGACUCCGCGAUUGCUGUCGCUCUCUCUCCGGCUCUCUGUUGGAUCUACGACGGAAGAAGAAGGCGAAGGGGGAGUGGUCAUCAGAUUCUUCGCUCACUGAAACAAGAAGCGCCUCCGAUCGAUUUCAUUUCUUUUUUUUCUCUUGGUUUUUGGUUCGUUGUCUAAUUGCUGUUUCUGGUUGCAGGAUUCUUAGGGUUUCUUCUUCCUCAGUAUAAUUUUUUUUUUUUUUUUUUGUCUUUGGUUUUCUCGGUUUUACUGAUACUAUGGAUGCAGGAAGUUUUUCGUCUUCUUCGAUGUCUGCAGGGAAAGUUCGAUCGCCGUCUCGUCCGCCUCUACAAAACGUUCCGUCCAGGCCUUUUCUGCCUUCCAUGCGUACAUCCUCUCGGAAUCCAUCUUCUCGUAACAAUGGUGACAGAUUCAUACCCAACAGAUCAGCUAUGGACAUGGAUAUGGCAUACUACCUGCUAACAGAGACGAAGAAGGAGAAGGGAAAUGAUCUCCAAGCUUCCCCAUCCAAAGUGGCAUACAGGAAACUUCUUGCUGAGAAUCUUCUCAAUAACAGAACAAGAAUUCUGGCUUUUAACAGCAAACCACCAGCACCGUCUCAGCCUUUCUUUCAAGAAGCGGAUGUCGUUUCUACUCAUAGUGUUAAGUCUGGGAAGCAACGUAGACAUAUUCCUCAAGCAGCAGAGAGAACUCUUGAUGCACCAGACAUCGUGGAUGACUACUACCUGAAUCUGCUUGAUUGGGGAAGCAGUAACGUGCUCUCUAUCGCCCUUGGGAAUACUGUGUACUUGUGGGAUGCUUCGAAUGGAGCUACUUCAGAGCUUGUGACUCUGGACGAAGACUCUGGCCCUGUCACCAGCGUUAGCUGGGCUCCUGACGGGCAGCAUCUUGCUGUUGGAUUGAACUCUUCAGACAUUCAGCUAUGGGACUCAACCUCAAAUCGUUUGCUGAGGACUCUGAAAGGGGUGCAUGGAACAACAACGGCAGGGAUGGAUGGAACUACAGGAGGAGCAAGGGUAGGAUCUCUGGCAUGGAAUAAUAACAUCCUGACUUCAGGAGGAAUGGACGGCAAGAUAAUCAACAACGAUGUAAGAAUAAGAAAUCAUGCUGUGCACACUUAUCGCGGCCACCAACAAGAGGUGUGCGGAUUGAAGUGGUCGGGAUCAGGUCAGCAAUUAGCUAGCGGUGGCAAUGAUAAUCUUCUGCACAUAUGGGACAUAUCCAUGGCAUCUUCUCAUCCAUCACCAGGCCAAACCCAGUGGCUCCACAGAUUCAGUGAUCACAUGGCUGCAGUGAAAGCUCUUGCUUGGUGCCCAUUUCAAAGCAAUUUGCUUGCAUCCGGUGGCGGUGGAAUGGAUAGGUGCAUCAAGUUUUGGAACACUCACACGGGUGCUUGUUUGAACUCGGUGGACACAGGCUCUCAAGUUUGCGCUCUCCUCUGGAACAAGAACGAGCGCGAGCUCCUCAGCUCUCAUGGAUUUACCCAGAAUCAACUUACCUUGUGGAAGUAUCCUUCCAUGGUGAAGAUUACUGAGCUCACUGGUCAUACUUCGCGAGUCUUAUUCAUGGCUCAGAGUCCAGAUGGCUGUACUGUUGCGUCCGCAGCUGGAGAUGAAACACUAAGAUUUUGGAAUGUCUUUGGAUCUCCUGAAGCACCAAAACCUGCUGCCAAGUCCACUGCACCAUUUGGCGGCUUUAAUCUCAUCCGAUGAGGAGUAGAGAAGAACAGCCUGCUAUUGCUGUUUAAGAGCUCUCUCUCGGAUACAGAUUUCAAGCUCACAGACUGCCAGCUGCUGCUGCGUGAUGGAUGAUGUAUUUUAGAAUUGAAUCAGUGAGAUAAAAAAAAGAAUCGCCGUGGAAAAGAAAUCACUGCGCAUUUGUAAAAUCUCUUUUACAAACUGGAAAUGGCGUUGAAAAACAAAAACACCUGGCAUAGUGAAAAGUGUUUGCUUCGAGCCUCAAAUGUGAGAUGAAACAUUAGUGCCGCAGAUGUAUGACUAAGGACGAAUUUGUAUUGUACGAAAACAAAGAUUAUUUCCUGUUUUUUUAAAAAAUAAAGAUGAAUUGUAAAUGUU